AUGGACGACUAUGACUACGACGAUCUUGACCUCGACGAUGGCUGGCUCUACGUCGAGGACGAGUUCGAUUUGGCCGACGAACUUGCAGAAGGUCAAAUCGCCGAACCGGGAUACUCGGGCACCAACUUUGACAUCGCCAUGGACUCGUAUGAAUUCGAACUCUUCGCUUAUUGGGACGAUUUGGAGUAUGCGGAUGAUGCGUACUGGGACUACAGUCUGGCGGGGAAAGAGGACACUUUGAAGAGGAAGCGGGGGACGGGGGGAAAGAAGAACUUGGUGGACAAGAGGCGGAGGAAGGAGAUCACGUACAACCGGGAGGAUGAUCCUCUGCUGCUUGUCAGUCGCGAACAGAGGAUGAGGUCCUUCUUCAAACCAGCCCCGUUGCUUGAGGACACCGUCAAGUACACCUUUCUCGCCGACUGGAAGGAGCGAUUCGCGAAUGCAGAUGGUCUGGUGGAGAGCAAGGAUAUGCCCGUCUCUAUGAAGCGAGCGGCGGAGGCGGAAACAGUGGAGGCGGAAGAAGAGAUGGGAGACACUGAGGAAGCUUGGGAGGACGAGGACGAGGAUGACGACGCAGACGAGAAUGGUCAAGAUGACGAGGAAGGGGAGGAGGGAGAUGAUGAUGAAGGCGGGCCAGGCCUCGAUCCCGACAUGCUCAAAGAGAUUCUCAAACAGAAGCUUGGCGACGCGGGUCUCGCAGGCGAGGAUGAAGCCGCCUUCAUGCAAGUCAUAGCCAAGAUGAUGUCCGGCGAUGAGGACACGGACGAGCUCACCGGAAAUCUGGCCAACUCUUUGCUCGGGAAGCUCACCUCGGAUUCUGGACGCGACUCGGCUCUAUCUGGCUGGCUGUCUCAGCAGGGCGUCUCGCUGCAAGAUGGCGAAGACGACGAUGCGUCGAGUGUUGCUACUCUUGACUUGCCAGAAGGCGUACGCCACACCGGCCUCAACACUCGUCAAAACGCCCAGUACUCGCCUAUCGAUAGCGUGGUGGGUGAAAAGAGAAUCUCCAAGCAGACGCCUUUGCAUUCCGGCUCACCUGAUUCAUCCUCGACGAAGAAACGAGUGGCACCUACAAUCGCCGAAAAGGACCAACCCAGCAAAAAACAGAAGAAAGUCGCAUUUGAUGUUCCAUCUUCGUCCUCGGUGGAGGAGGCUUCGACGCACAUUGCUUCUCCGGAUGGCGCAGCAGAGCUACCUACCAGCGAGGACCCACUCAUGUCUGAGAACACGYUCCCCCAGCACUCCACGCGUUCCCGGAAGAGAGAUAAUGUGGAAACAGACGGAGCGAGUUGCAAGCCGAGUGCGCGGACUACUGCUACACGCAAACGCAAAGCUGCGGAAGACAUCGUAGACGGAAAGCUGCCCGAAAAGAAGAAGACGAUAAAGAAGGAGGUCGACAUGCUGGAGAAUGUGGCGGCCGGUAGCCCAAUGGGACCGCCGGCAAGGCGGACCAGAGCUGCGAAGGCUCGAGGGAGCAACAAGUAG
Molecule: messenger RNA, 1485 nt
Organism: Ramularia collo-cygni
Lineage: Eukaryota; Fungi; Ascomycota; Dothideomycetes; Mycosphaerellales; Mycosphaerellaceae
Exons: 2
Coding region: 1-1485 (494 amino acids)
Source: RefSeq, a predicted model, not a curated record